GGCGGCUCCGCACAGCCAAGAUGGCGGCGGUGGAGCUGGAGUGGGUGCCCGAGACGCUGUACAACACGGCCAUCUCGGCCGUGGUCGACAGCUACGGGCGGGCGCGGCGCCGCGACAUCCGCUCGCUGCCCGAGAACAUCCAGUUCGACGUGUACUACAAGCUUUACCAACAGGGCCGUCUGUGCCAGCUGGGUAGUGAAUUUUGUGAACUAGAAGUUUUUGCAAAGGUGCUACGAGCUUUAGAUAAAAGACAUCUGCUCCAUCACUGUUUCCAGGCUCUGAUGGACCAUGGGGUCAAAGUGGCUUCUGUCCUGGCCUAUUCCUUCAGCAGACGGUGCUCCUACAUUGCAGAGUCAGAUGCUGCUGUCAAAGAAAAAGCAAUCCAGAUUGGCUUUGUUUUAGGGGGGUUCCUGUCGGAUGCAGGCUGGUACAGCGAUGCUGAGAAGGUGUUCCUGUCCUGCCUUCAGCUGUGCACGCUCCACGAUGAGAUCCUGCACUGGUUCCGGGCCGUGGAGUGCUGUGUGAGGUUGCUGCACGUCCGGAAUGGGAACUGUAAAUACCACCUGGGGGAGGAGACGUUCAAGCUGGCCCAGUCCUACAUGGAGAAGCUGGCCAAGCACGGCCAGCAGGCCAACAAGGCCGCGCUCUACGGGGAGCUCUGCGCCCUGCUCUUCGCCAAGAGCCACUACGAUGAGGCCUACAAGUGGUGCAUAGAGGCCAUGAAGGAGAUCACGGUGGGGCUGCCCGUGAAGGUGGUGGUGGACGUGCUGCGACAAGCCUCCAAGGCCUGCGUGGUGAAGAGGGAGUUCAAGAAGGCCGAGCAGCUCAUCAAACACGCCGUGUACCUUGCCAGGGAGCACUUUGGAGCCAAGCACCCCAAGUACUCUGACACGCUGCUAGACUAUGGCUUUUACUUGCUCAACGUAGACAACAUCUGCCAAUCUGUUGCCAUCUAUCAGACAGCGCUCGAUAUCCGGCAGUCGGUGUUUGGAGGCAAAAACAUCCACGUAGCCACGGCCCACGAAGACCUGGCUUAUUCUUCAUAUGUUCACCAGUACAGCUCUGGGAAAUUCGACAACGCACUAUUCCAUGCUGAACGUGCUAUUGGCAUUAUAACUCACAUUCUGCCAGAGGACCAUCUUCUCUUGGCCUCUUCGAAGAGAGUGAAAGCACUCAUCCUGGAGGAGAUUGCCAUAGACUGUCACAACAAGGAGACAGAGCAGAGGCUGCUCCAGGAGGCUCAUGACCUGCACCUCUCCUCGCUCCAGUUGGCCAAGAAAGCCUUUGGGGAGUUCAACGUGCAGACAGCCAAACACUACGGCAACCUGGGCAGGCUCUACCAGUCCAUGAGGAAGUUCAAGGAAGCAGAGGAGAUGCACAUCAAGGCAAUUCAGAUCAAGGAGCAGCUCCUGGGCCAGGAGGAUUACGAAGUUGCCCUCUCCGUGGGCCAUCUCGCCUCCCUCUACAACUAUGACAUGAACCAGUAUGAAAAUGCUGAAAAGCUUUAUUUGAGAUCCAUAGCAAUUGGAAAGAAGCUUUUUGGGGAAGGAUACAGUGGACUUGAAUAUGAUUACAGAGGUCUCAUUAAACUGUACAAUUCCAUUGGCAAUUACGAGAAGGUCUUUGAGUACCACAAUAUCUUGGCCAACUGGAACCGGUUGCGGGACCGGCAGUUCUCGGUCACGGAUGCCCUGGAGGACGUGAGCACCAGCCCCCAGUCCACGGAGGAGGUGGUCCAGUCCUUCCUGAUGUCUCAGAGCCUCGAUGGACAGAGCAGCUAAGAACUCGGUCACUUAACCAGUUAAGGUUUUCUCCCCCACCCCGGGGUUCCAGGGGGAAAAGUCAUACUGUGAAAUCUAAACCAUGUAGUUCUCUGGGGGCUGGAGUUGGCGUUGAAACACUGGUCCAGUCUGCUGAAGAGUGCCCAUCCGGAUGAAUGUGUGUUCAAUUCCUCUCAGCAUGUGUAUGGCAUGUUUAGUUCGGCUCACAUUUUUAACUUGGUAUUCCCAAAAAAAAAAAAAAAAAAAACCCACAAAAAACAAACCCCUUCUUUCUCUCUUCUUCCAAAAGAAGCUCCUUUGCAGAAAGUCUGCAAGAAAACAUUAAAUAAAAACUGUUUGAGUUCAAAAGAGUUGCAUUGUUGUUAUGGAUGGAAGGUGUCACCAAGAGCUUUCUGCUGACGUAGAGAGAGAGUAAGAGCUGUCCUGUGAGGAGCUGUAGGAGAAAGGUGUUUCUGCUGUAUCUUUGUAGCAAAGUUGAUGGUAAAUAGCGAGCACGGGGAGGAUGCCCUGCCUGGGCUGCUGCCUUACCAAGAGAAGUGGCCAAGAACCACUUGGGAGCAACACUGAACCUCGCUCGGAGUGCAGUCCCCACCGUGUGCUUUGUGCAUCCCUGAACUGGACCAGUGCUCACCUGGGAGCGGGACAGAGCCCCAGACCAGCCAUCCCAGUGCCCUUGGUGCCACCACCAGUGCUCAGCCUGAGCAGGACCAGCAGAACCCACAGUGGACCAGCUGCUAAAAACCGCUUUGGACCAGUGGCUUUAAUUUACCCCUUCUGCCCCUGCUUUCACUUGCCAGUAGGAGUCCUGCAUUUAGGUGUCUGAUCGGUGCAAAUGAUUUUCCUGUGAUAGAUCCAGAGCCAGGGAGUGCCCCUUCCUGAGCCAUGGCCUGUCUGUUCCCGGUGAGCUUCUCCAGGCACUGUGCCCGUGCCACAGGCGGGACCAGCCACGCUCGACUCUGCUGCAGCCACCUCUGCUCUGCUCUGCUGGGCCUUCGCCUGCCGAUGGAGCCCACUCCUUGUUUAUACAGAAGAGUUUUGUACAACAAUCCAGUUCCCUUUUCAGUUUCUGAGAACACAACUCACUGUACAGUUCACAGGGGUCGGUGGAAAAUGCCAAAAAGCACAACAGGUCUUUUUUUUUGUGAAGCUUCAUUUCUCCAUUAAACACCAGUACAACCAGAAAUGGUUCCCUGCUGUUCCUUCCUGCAGCAGAGCUCACUGCACAGACCUUGGCUGUGCCUCUCACUGGCUUGUCUUAACUGCCCUGCUGGGGCUGCCUGCUCGUGUGGCUUUGGCUUUGGGUGUUGUUCUGGCUUUGUUUUAUUUCUCACUGUUGAGGGAAUAUUUGAGAGUCUGUGACACAAACUGGACCUGGCUCUGCUGACACCUCAGUUCUUCCAGCGGAUUCUGGCGGGGGUGGUUCUCUCCUGCUGUUUUGGGGGGUUUGUACCUUAGGCAGUCCCAGCUGGGGCUGGGCUGGCUCUGGGUGUUGUGUUUGGGCUCUGGUUUGCAGUUGGUUUCUGAGGUUUCUGGCAGGGAAAGGUGCUGGAUGGUCUUCAGGGAAGAAACAGAGAUCUUGGACAUGACUUAAUGGCUCUUUUAAGAAGUGAAAUUUUACAGGCCAAUAGUUCAUUUACUGGUGCCUUCAAGUGUAUUUUGGGGGGAAAGGCUGAGUAAUUCUCAACUUUAAAAUGCAGUUUUGUAGUUAGUGAAGAUUAAUGAUUGCAUAUUUGGGAUGGCUUCACUGAGGUGAAAAGAAAGAUUUGCAUGAACCCCCCUGUGGUGUUAGGACUUAACUGCAGGAUGGCCUCAGCAGCUGCUCAGUGAAAAUCCAGCUCGACGUGUGGACUUAACAUCUAAUUUAUUUAUAGCAAUUUUGUUUAUGAUGUGUAGGAACUACAGACUAAUUCAGCUGUAAAGGCAGAACCUUUUUCUCCCUGAUGUCCGAGGCACCGAUGAGUUACAACGUUCUCACGAGUUCUUAAAUCCUAUUCAACCCUAUUUACAGUCAAACAAAGUGUGUAACAGUGGUGCCAGAACUCGGGCAGGGAGGUGGCUCAGAGCUGUCCUGAAGAAGCUGGGUGGUUCUGUGGCUCUGAGCUGCAGGAGUGUCCAAAGCUUCCAGCUGGGUCCUGGACUUGCACUGACAUGGCCUGGAGAUCCUUUAUCCACUUGGGAUCUCCAGCCUUGGUCUCCAUGUCCAGCUCCUGACUCAGGAGUGUCUGAGCUCCAGUUGGAGCCCCAGGGGAUGGUGCCAGAGGCAGGGAAAGGACUCGUCCCUCUGGGCCAGCGGGGCUCCAGCACUGCCUGACUGCCUGGGCAGAGCUGAGCCUGCAAUUCCCUACAUGCUCCAUCCUGUGGGGUUUUCCAGGAGCAGGGGGGGUAAUUCCCUAUGUUCUCCCUGCUCUGGGGUUUUGCAGUGGCCUGCAGGUGUCCCCUCUGGCAGUUUUCCAUGGUGGGGGGGCCUGGCACGAUGGAACACUGGACACAGGGAAUUAAUUAUUGGCAUUUAUAGGCACACAGAGGCAGCUGCACAGGGGCUGUUUGGUGCUGGCAGUGGCAGGGGACACCUGGGAGUGGAACUCCUGUGAAAAUGCAUCUUUUUCCUGAAGGUGAGUAAAUGAAUCACCCCAGAGUCACCGGUGCAGUGGGGAGGACGGGUGGCACCUUAAGGGAAACUUUUCACAGUUGAUUAAAUUGAACCCUUAAUAUUUCCCUGCCACGUUUGGUGAGUGAGGGGUGAGUCCUGUUUUCUGUGCAGCUGGGAGGGAGGGAGGAAGGUGAUGUCAGAUUCCCCCCUGCUCCUGGGGCUGCUCUGGACGUUGGGGAAGGGGGGAGCACACCCGGAUUUGAAGAGCUGACAAAAGGGGAGUGGGAAAUGUCUUUGCAAAUCUCUCUCUCAGCUACUUGAAGUAAACGAGCCAGUAACUGUGUGGCCCCAAACAGUGUUUGGUCGCUGUUGUAGCAGGAGGAUUCCAACAGGGAGUGUCUGUGCCUGCCUCUGUCCAGCUCUUUGGAUGCUGCUUCAGUCCCUGCUCUGGAGCCAGACUUUGGUUUAAGGCUGUGUCCUUUUUGCACACCGGUUUUGGUAAACGGUUCUGAAGGGUUUGUUGAAUUCCAAGCUGCCAGCUCAGGGGUGGUGGUUGUGACUCCCCAAAGGAAGCUUUCCUGUCCGUGUGCUGUGGUCUGGAAUUCACUCGAGGUGCUGCUUCUCGUGGUACAAGAUGCACGUGGGAGUCCAUUCCCUUUCUCCAGCCCUCCCUGUGGCAGAGGAGGAAAAGGUGCCUCAAACAGGGUGGGAACCGUUGAUGAACAUCCCUUGGUGCUGUGGUUGGGCGGUGACUCGGGCUGGGGGCAGGUGAUCGCUGUUCCCACCUUUCCCACAGGUCCCCCCUCUGCCUGUGCAGAGCCUGCUUCGAUCUGGAGGCCGUUGUGUCCCUGUUUCCCACAUUUCCAGAGGGAGCUCCUGGCUCUGCACUGGGCGGUGUCACCUCGUGACCUGUGAGGGCCUCGGGGUUCCCUCCCUGCAGGACCAGCCCCAGUUCCUGCAGCAGCCCCGGCAGUGCUGGGAGUGCUUUUGUCCCUAAAUCUCAGGAAGGUGUUGGGCAGUGCCAGGGGGUCCCUGGGUGGUGGCAGCUGGGUGUGCUCUGGGCUCUGACGCUCUCCCUGCAGUCUCGGUGUCUGUAGCAUGAGUGGCCUUAGUGAGUUUGUUGAAGUGCACAUUUUUUUUUUUGUUUUGUUUUGUUUCUUUUCAGAAGUAAAUUUUAAGAUGAAGAAGAUAUAUACUAUAUAAAUAUAUAGAGCUAUUUAGAAACUCGGUCUGUGGUGCACAAGUUCAGUGUUGGAGCUCAAUAAUCGUCGCAGGUACCAUAUGUGUAACUUCUCUUUUCUGUACAUCCCUUUCUGGGAAGCAAAUGUUGCCAUGGUAACUACAACUUUACAAUUUCUUUACUACUUAAUGAUGUGAAUGAACUCUACAUUUUAUUGAAUAUUACCAGGUUCAGUACUAUUUUUAUACUUUAUUGAACUACAGGGGAUUUUAAUUUAAUAGCAUUUAAAAUAAAAAAAAAGAUAAAAAGAUGUUGCUUGAACUGUAUAACUGUAUAAAUGGAAAUACUCACACAAACCCACCUCUCAACCAGAAUCUCUGCCUGUAGUGCCACGUUCAUUUCUAUGAGAGUCUCUUGCUCAUGGCCAGAGCUUGCAGAUCACCCUCCCUGUGGUGUCAGGGCGGGCUUUGGUGUCCCCCUCCCCCGCCUGCAGAGCCCAGCGUUGUCUGUGCCCAUGGAACCACCCCCUGUUUGUAACCAGCAUUGUGAUAUUCUGUAACUGUAUUGCUCUACUGAAAUAUUGACCUAAUAAAUAGAGUGUUCUGCA
Molecule: messenger RNA, 6158 nt
Organism: Myiozetetes cayanensis
Lineage: Eukaryota; Metazoa; Chordata; Aves; Passeriformes; Tyrannidae
Gene: APPBP2
Product: amyloid beta precursor protein binding protein 2
Exons: 13
Coding region: 21-1781 (586 amino acids)
Biological process (GO): intracellular protein transport
Molecular function (GO): protein binding
Source: RefSeq, a predicted model, not a curated record